AUGGGGCGCUCAGCUGUCCUCCUGGCCCUGGCUCUGGCCACCCUCCUGGCUGCAGGGGCAGGGGUUCCGCUCGGCAGGAAGGGCUCCCGGAAUAAGCUGCUGCUGGUGUCCUUUGAUGGUUUCCGCUGGAACUACGACCAGGACGUACAAACCCCCAACCUGGAUGCCAUGGCGCUCGACGGAGUGAAGGCCCACUACAUGACACCAGCCUUUGUCACCAUGACCAGCCCCUGCCACUUCACCCUGGUCACUGGCAAAUACAUCGAGAACCACGGAGUGGUUCACAACAUGUACUACAAUACCACCAGCAAGGUGAAGCUGCCCUACCAUGCCACGCUGGGCAUCCAGACGUGGUGGGACUAUGGCAGCAUACCCAUUUGGAUCACAGCCCAACGGCAGGGCUUGAAGACUGGCUCCUUCUUCUACCCUGGCGGGAACGUCACCUAUGAAGGCAUGGCCGUGACACUGAGCCGGAAGGAAGGCGUUCUGCACAACUACAAAGAUGAGGCGGAGUGGAGGGCCAACAUCGACACGGUGAUGAAGUGGUUCACCGAGGAGGGCCUGGACCUGGUCACGCUCUACUUUGGGGAGCCAGACUCCACGGGCCACAAGUAUGGCCCCGAGUCCCAGCAGAGGAAGGAGAUGGUGAUGCAGGUGGACAGGACGGUGGGCUACCUUCGGGACAGCAUCAGCAGGAGCGGCCUGGAGGGCAGCCUCAACCUGAUCAUCACGUCCGACCACGGCAUGACCACUGUCAACAAGCAGGCCCCGGACCUGGUGGAGUUCCAUGCGUUCCCCAAUUUCACCUUCAAGGACAUCGAGUUUGAGCUCCUGGACUAUGGGCCCAACGGGAUGCUGCUCCCCAAGGAAGGGAUGUUGGACAAGGUGUAUGAGGUCCUCAAGGAUGCCCACCCCAAACUCCACGUCUACAAGAAGGAGUCCUUCCCUACAUCCCUCCACUAUGCCAACAACCCCAGGAUCACCCCCCUGCUCAUGUACAGUGACCCUGGCUACGUCAUCCAUGGGAGACUGAGCGUGCAGUUCAACAAGGGAGAGCACGGUUUCCACAACGACGUCAUGGACAUGAAGACCAUCUUCCGGGCCGUGGGCCCCAGCUUCAAGAGGGGCCUGGAGGUGGAGCCCUUCGAGAGCAUCCAUGUGUACGAGCUCAUGUGCCAUCUGCUGGGCAUCAUGCCCGAGGCCAACGACGGGCUCCUGAGCACUCUGCUGCCCACGCUCCAGGGAACCUCAGGCUCUGCCCUCCUGCCAAGUGGCCAGCCCCUCCCGGUGACGGGACUGCUGGUGGCUGUGAUUCUUCUGGUCAAGGUCGCAUAA
Messenger RNA from Neomonachus schauinslandi (Hawaiian monk seal), 1335 nucleotides. RefSeq names its product ectonucleotide pyrophosphatase/phosphodiesterase 7 (gene ENPP7). The coding region runs from base 1 to 1335 and encodes 444 amino acids. The transcript is spliced from 5 exons. The record is from RefSeq and is a predicted model, not a curated record. Lineage: Eukaryota; Metazoa; Chordata; Mammalia; Carnivora; Phocidae.